Messenger RNA from Nematolebias whitei (Rio pearlfish), 1431 nucleotides. RefSeq names its product matrix metalloproteinase-19-like. Bases 1 to 1431 code for a protein of 476 amino acids. Gene Ontology annotation, biological process: extracellular matrix organization; proteolysis; collagen catabolic process. The record is from RefSeq and is a predicted model, not a curated record. Gene Ontology annotation, cellular component: extracellular matrix. Gene Ontology annotation, molecular function: zinc ion binding; metalloendopeptidase activity. Lineage: Eukaryota; Metazoa; Chordata; Actinopteri; Cyprinodontiformes; Rivulidae. The transcript has 9 exons.
AUGGAAACAGACUCCCAGCAGAAAAUGGACAGCAGGUUGGAGGUGAUGGUGCUUUUUGUUUUGCUGACAGCGGCCUCAUCUUUUGCUCAGAGCAACGACGACAUCAGAGAAGCCACGGCAUACCUAAAGAACUACGGCUACCUGCACGUCUCACUGGAUGGACAAGGUCUCAACCAUCCACUGGAGACAUUCACAGACGCGCUGAGUAUUUUUCAGCGAGCAGCCAACAUCCAGAUGUCAGGGAAACUGGAUUCAGCGACUCUGAUGAUGAUGAAGAAACCUCGUUGCGGUCUGGAAGAUUCUUUCAACAACCAGCCUCUCAAAUAUCGAGUCAUGGGCUACUGGCGGAAGAAGAUGCUGACGUACCGCAUCUACAACUAUACACCUGACCUGGGUCAGGGAAAAACUCGUCUGGCCAUCCAGAGUGCCUUCAAGUACUGGAGUGAUGUGUCACCUUUGAGGUUCAGAGAGCUAUAUCAAGGACGAGCAGACAUCAAGAUCUCCUUCCACAGAAGAGACAAGUCCUGCCCGGUGCCCUUCGAUGGGCGAGGCCAUGUUUUAGCCCAUGCUGAUGCCCCCGAGUCAGGGCUUGUUCACUUUGACGAGGACGAGUUGUGGACGGAAGGGAAGAACUCCGGCUCCAACCUGAGGAUCGUGGCAGCGCAUGAGAUCGGCCACGCUCUUGGCCUCGGCCACUCCCAGUACUACAGUGCACUGAUGGGACCCAUAUACGCUGGGUAUCGCACAGACUUCAGGCUGCAUCCAGAUGACAUUCGAGGGAUCCAGGCUUUGUACGGAAUGCCAGAGAAGAGUCUUCCACCCACAAAUCCAAACCAGGUGGUUCCAAAAGGCGUUAAAACGGAUCCAUGCAAUGCCCGCCUGGACGCAGUAAUGUUAGGCCCUUCAGAUCAAACAUACAUGUUCAGUGGACAGUACGUGUGGACGAUGUCCAGCUCUGGGUACAACUCCCCCACCGUGGUUUCUGUGCUGUGGAAGGAGCUGCCGGGGAUCAUCGAUGCAGCCGUUUACUCUCCGAGGACUGGCAAGUCCUACUUUCUCAAAGGAGACAAAGUGUGGAGAUACACCGGCUUCAAACUUGACCAAGGCUUCCCCAAACGUUUGACCAGCAUCCCUGCAAACGUCGACUCUGCCUUUUACCUUCCUAAUGUCAAAAAACUGGUCUUUUUUAAAGGUUCAGGGUACUGGCCUUGGGAUGAAAUUAGUCCUACAGACCUUCGUUCUUACCCCAGACCCAUCAGGGAUCUGUUUAAGGGGGUCCCCAGUGGCGUUGAUGCUGCCGUGACGUGGACCGAUGGCUAUACAUACGUGUUUAAAGGCAGCCAGCACUGGCGUGUAAAUCAGAAGCAGCAGGCGGUGGAGAAGAACUACCCCGUGGACACGGCCUCACACUGGCUGCAGUGUGAUGACUGA